CACACACUCCACACUCGAGUACAUUCCCUCCCACUCCCACUCAUACUUACACUCACCCUCCAUUGCAAAAUGGCGUCUAUACCCACCCCGAUCCAGUGAUUGGUUGCUGUCCUGUAGAAAUUAACUCACUUCAAACUUUUCUGGCACUUUUUUCUCCCCUCCAUCUGCCCCACGAUCGAUCUGCUCCAACUUUAUCUUAACAAUUUUACCUCUUCUUUCUACAAUUAUCCCUUUUAGUCAACAAUAACAACCACCAGGCACCUGCAAAGCAAUCAAUUCGGAUUAUAAUUUCUUAAAGUUUAUAACAUAUUUUCUUUUACUUUUGCACAUUUCCAUUUGAAUUAUCUGAAUCCAGCAAACUGAUUAAGACGGAUUAAUUAACGAGGAUGAACUUUCUAAUGGAGAUUUCUUUACUUCUAACAAGUUUCUUGUUGUUGUUGCUGUUUGAUGUUCCAGUUGUGAAAUCUCAAACAGUGACAUUCUCCAUCUCUUCUUCUGCCAAAAUUGGUGAUUCUGCUCAGUUCUUCUGCAAUGCCACCACCACAGAACCUCAGUACGAUGCUUAUUUCAUGCAUAAUGACAACCAGAUUUCUAAAGCCAUAGCUUCUUAUGUUCGAGGUCAAAGUAGUUCCAACAUUUCAGUCACUGGUUCAGGCAACCAGUAUUACUAUAAGUAUUCGAUCAGUUCUUUGUCUUGCUCUGACCGAGGGAAUUACAGGUGUUACGUGGUGAAUCAAAAUUCUGAUCUGUUCAAGACUAACAGUGUGACACUUGAUGUUCUGGGUCCAGCUGGAACUCCCGAUCUGACGGCUCCUUCUAAUAAUCAAAUUCUCAAUGACAUUGUCACCGUUUUUGCGAGAGUAACGUUGGAAGUCCUGCACAGGAAUUACACCUUUGUGUUGGCAAUACCCGCGCUAAACCAAACCCACCAGUUAAACAGGUCGAUCAGUGCAUUUUCACACAAACUGCAAGCCUAACAUUUCAAGUCACCAAGACAACCAAGACGGCUACAUGUAGAGUGGGGUCAAGUUAUUUGGAAGAUAAACAAACCUGGGAAGUUUACUAUCCCGUUGAUGCCAUCAGACUAAUUCCAAAUGUCACAGAAUGGACACUGGUUCGUGGCACGAAAAGAAGAUUUCGCUGUGUAGCAUUCGGCAACCCUGACCCCACAACCAUGUGGGAGUUCUUCCCAGAGACAUCUCAAACUAGCAGGAUAUCUUGGGGUAGAACUAUGGAACUGGACCCUGACACAAGUGGGGUGUAUGUGUGUACCGCUAACAACACGGUUGGCGGAAUCUCCCAUAAAUUGACCAAGACUGUGACCGUUACCAUCUUUAACUCAGCCAUCACGGCUUACAACUCUCUCAAUCUCUCUCUUGCUCUCUCUCUCGCUCUCUCUCUCUCCCUCACUCUCUGAAU
Molecule: messenger RNA, 1419 nt
Organism: Octopus sinensis (East Asian common octopus)
Lineage: Eukaryota; Metazoa; Mollusca; Cephalopoda; Octopoda; Octopodidae
Exons: 4
Coding region: 387-977 (196 amino acids)
Source: RefSeq, a predicted model, not a curated record